AUGACAACAAAGAACAACAGAGUAGUACCCCACGAGCGACGCCUCACGGAAAGAAAGAUUGACAGACGUCUUUCAAGACGGUUUGGUUGGAUGAGAUUCGGGGAAGGGGAGGGGGUGGGAAGGAGGAAAGGGGAUGGAUGGAUGGAUUGGGAAUCUUGGGAAUUUAGCAGCUGGUGCGAUGCAAUAUUGUCUUGCUUGACGCCUAGUGCCUACGGGAAGAGAUGGAAGGCUGAAGGAAGACUGGAUGAAGGAGAGUUAAGAAAAGUACUUGCUUGA
Morchella importuna is the source of this 276-nucleotide messenger RNA. RefSeq lists its product as uncharacterized. The record is from RefSeq and is a predicted model, not a curated record. The transcript is spliced from 4 exons. The coding region runs from base 1 to 276 and encodes 91 amino acids. Lineage: Eukaryota; Fungi; Ascomycota; Pezizomycetes; Pezizales; Morchellaceae.